AUGGACAGCUUGUCAGGCUUUAAAUUCUCUUGCAUUUCAGAUCGCCUUCAUUUUGCAAUUCUCUGCCAAAAACCAAAGAGUGGAGCUGCAAAUACCCAUUAUUUCUGCAUAGAUGAUGAACUUGUAUAUGAGAACUUCUAUGCAGAUUUUGGACCACUCAAUCUGGCAAUGGUCUACAGAUACUGCUGCAAGCUAAAUAAGAAAUUAAAGUCAUUUUCAUUGUUAAGGAAGAAAAUAAUUCAUUAUACUGGCUUUGAUCAGAAAAAACAAGCAAAUGCUGCGUUCCUCAUAGGCUCUUAUGCAAUAAUAUACUUGAGAGAAUCCCCAGGUGAUGUGUACAGGCUUUUAUUGGCCGGAAACAUUUCAUAUCUUCCCUUCAGGGAUGCUUCAUUUGGUACUUGCAGUUUUCAUCUAACAUUGCUGGAUUGUUUUCAUGCAAUAAACAAGGCUUUGCAGUAUGGUUUCCUGGAUUUCAAUGCGUUUGAUGUAAAUGAAUAUGAGCAUUAUGAGAGAGCAGAAAAUGGAGAUUUUAACUGGAUAAUACCAAACAAAUUCAUUGCCUUCAGUGGACCUCAUUCAAGAAGUAAAAUUGAAAAUGGCUAUCCCCAUCAUGCUCCAGAGGCUUAUUUCCCGUACUUCAAGAAACAUAAGGUCACCACUGUAAUACGCCUCAACAAAAAACUGUAUGAUGCCAAACGAUUUACAGAUGCUGGAUUUGAGCAUUAUGACCUCUUCUUUGCUGAUGGAAGCAUACCUAGUGAUACUAUAGUUAAAACAUUUCUAAAUAUUUGUGAAAGUGCUGAAGGUGUUAUAGCCAUUCAUUGCAAAGCUGGUCUUGGGCGAACUGGCACACUUAUAGCCUGUUAUAUUAUAAAGCAUUACCGGAUGACAGCUGCUGAAACUAUUGCCUGGAUUAGAAUAAAUAGACCUGGUUCAGUGAUUGGACCACAACAACACUUCCUGAUGGAGAAACAGGCAGAACUUUGGACAGAGGGAGAUAUUUUCCGUGCAAAGUUGAAGGAAAACCAUAACAUUGCUGUAACAAAAAUCUUGUCAGGAGUAGAUGAUAUUUCAAUUAAUGAUGCGAAAAACAGCAGAGCCAACCGAAAGGACAUUGAACUGUACAGUGAUGAAGACGAAACAAACUGUGUAACACAAGGUGAUAAACUUCGUGCUCUGAAAAGUAGAAGGCAAGCGAAAGCUACAACCACAUCUCCUCUAACAGUAAUUCUACAGUCCGAUGUUCAGAAAAAUAAAACAUCUGAACCUAGCAUUUCUGACUGUACAGACAUUACUAAAAGAACUACCAGGUCUGCUGCAAGAAAAAACAGUUUAAAAAGCAACCAGUCCAUCCCAAGGACUAGAACAGUAUUGUGUUAAAUUUCAAAUAAGCAACCACUGUUGAAGAGAAUAUUCAGGAAUGAAAGGGAAUUCACUAGAAGGGACUUAAUGCAAUUCAAAAGAGAUGAUGCUUUGGCUCCAUUUUUCAGCAAAGAAAGAUUAAACAGAAAAUCUUGUCUGUGUUUGUAGAAUAAAAUGAACUGUCAACAUGCUUAAUAGACAAGCGUCCUAAUGUGCUAAACAUUUCAUCAAACAAAAACCAACAAAAUCUAACUAACUGUAAAUUUAGACUCAGGUGUAAAUACCUAAGCACUCUAUUAUAAAGAGGACUUGCUAGUACAUAUAAUGCACAUGUAUAAAUUGUGAUGGCAAUCACUUAGUUGCUGACCACCAGAAGUGAAAAAGAAGGUGGGAACUUUAAAAUAUUUUAAUGUGUUGCCCAUUCAGAUUGGGCUUGUGCUCAAGUCUCCAGUACAAACUCAACUGCAAAGGCUUUAUUCUUAUAGUGUGGGUACUC
Molecule: messenger RNA, 1858 nt
Organism: Struthio camelus australis
Lineage: Eukaryota; Metazoa; Chordata; Aves; Struthioniformes; Struthionidae
Source: RefSeq, a predicted model, not a curated record